This is a messenger RNA of Cladocopium goreaui, 531 nucleotides long. Lineage: Eukaryota; Dinophyceae; Suessiales; Symbiodiniaceae. The record is from the annotation of a GenBank genome assembly.
AUGGAAAUUGGGACCAAAGGCUCAGGCCUGCAAGGGCCGGACGAAGAACUGCCGUUGCGACUCCUCCGUGGACGUGGAGGUCAUAAGGAACGGCCGGAUGAAGGGCACAUUGCUACCGGGCACCAAGAUGCACGAUGUGGCCGUCUUCUUCUCUGUCCCCUUCGCCGCAUACUCCGGCAGGUGGAAACAUCCUGCGCCCUUGCAGAUGCCAAAGACACCCAGAUUGGACAAAGCCUCAGACCAGUGCAGCAUGCCAUGGCUCUACCAGCUACGAACAGGAACCACGGACUCCAUCCACCGCGGAAGCUUUUGCUUCCAGUGGUUGCCGGCGCUUGGGCGCUUUGGCAUGGAGAGUUGUCUGACCUUAGACGUGUAUACACCUGCCGUUGCAAAGUUGCCAGGAUCCGGGUCUUCGCCGUUACGUUUACGCAGCAAUGCCUCGUUACCGGUGAUGGUCUUUAUCGAAGGGGGCGGCUUUUUGGUGCCUUGACGGCCUCGACAACGGUGGGUUCGUGGCUAUCGUGGCUGUGA